Messenger RNA from Colias croceus (clouded yellow), 3225 nucleotides. RefSeq names its product nose resistant to fluoxetine protein 6-like. Bases 24 to 2309 code for a protein of 761 amino acids. The transcript has 12 exons. NCBI's taxonomy places the organism in Eukaryota, Metazoa, Arthropoda, Insecta, Lepidoptera, Pieridae. Gene Ontology annotation, molecular function: acyltransferase activity, transferring groups other than amino-acyl groups. The record is from RefSeq and is a predicted model, not a curated record.
CCGCGCGCGCGCACGCAGGCAUUAUGCUCAAGAUAAUUCUAGUCCUUUUAUUUGCGUGCGCGAUCGUCGCCGAAAACAAUGACACAGAUAUCGAUAAGCAGGUCCUAAAACGCCUAGCCACAGUUAUAGGUGAUACCAAGAAUGUUGAUCCUAGGGACGUCAGCCGAUUAUAUCGUACCGCGCAAAUUUUGGGUAUCGAUAAGGAAUUGGUUGAUAAAAUAUUCGAGAGGGUCAAUGAGUCGGAUCGAGUAAUCCACAAGGAUAAGGGUUAUAAUGUCUAUUCGGACGCGGAUAAGGGUCCCCUGGGAGAGUCUCCUGAUUACGCGUCGUCAGUGGUUCUGGCCAGCGAUUUGCUGUCUUUAACGAGUGCUGUCAGCAAUGUGGCUGAUAAACUGUGCAGGGAACAGGGCUAUCGGUUCCUGGAUGGGUUGCUGUCGAACAAACGAUGGGCUUUGAAAAUGUUCGACGCGUCAGCCAAGUCUCCACAAGGCCUGCUAUUCGGCUCCUCCUACCAUCUCGGCAACUUUGACGAAUGUAUGGACAUCGACGAGCCAGGAGAGGGUCUCACUGUGGAGGGACAGUACUGCCUGGCUACUAUCAAGUGGAGGGAGGGGGAGGAGAGUAAAAAGAUUCGUACAGGCCGUGGAGAGAGUCUAAGAUGGGCUGUCUGCGUACCAAGCUCCUGCGAUGCGAGAUCUGUGGCGCGAUUCGUUGGCGAUGUUUUGUCACAUUCUGUGGGCAACACCACUAAAGUGGAGGUCACUGAAAAGGACUGUUACACGCGCCGACCGCUAAGUGUCAACAAACUUGAUAUUAGCUUUUUAGUGCUCAUUCUAUUCUUCGCUCUAAUCCUCACUAUAUCUACCUCCUACGAGAUCUAUGCGAUCCGCAGCAACAAGAAGGAAACUAACAUGCACAACCUCAUAAUCUCCUUCUCCCUCAUCAACAACAUCAAGAAGAUCCUCUCAACGAAGCAGAACAACGGUCUGGGUCUGGAAUGCAUUGCUGGGAUCAAGGCUUUGGCCAUGGUGUUCAUUAUUACUGGCCAUGCGUGUCUGUUUAUCGGCAGUGGUCCUGUUAUGGACGCGAAGGCUUGGGAUCGGCUAAUCCAAGAUCCUGUAAACGCGUUCAUGUUGAACAAUACGCUAUUGGUUGAUACCUUCUUGUUCCUGAGUGCGUUCCUCUUUAGUCGCCUGAUGUUGAUUGAACUGGACAAGAGGAGAGGGAGGUUGAAUGUGAUACCCAUAUUGGUAUUUCGAUACAUCAGAGUAACACCAGCAUACUUCGUGGUGAUAUUCUUCUAUAUGACAUGGUUGCCCAAGAUUGGAGAAGGUCCCUUAUGGGAGAACAGGAUUCAGUUGGAACAAGAAAGAUGCAUGGAUAGCUGGUGGACUAAUAUAUUGUAUAUUAAUAAUUAUCUCAAGACUGAUAGAAUGUGCAUGUUCCAGUCCUGGUAUCUAUCUGUAGAUACGCAGUUGUUCUUCGUGGCUCCCUUGUUUAUUUAUAGUCUGUGGCACUGGCGGAGAUUUGGCCCUAUCCUAAUGGCCAUUGCUACAAUUGCGUCUCUUGUUAUUCCUUCAGUAAUCACUUAUAGAGACCAUUUGGAUCCGACUUUCUUGUUCUAUGCUAAGGAGUUUACUGAUUUUGCGACCAAUUUCUACUUCAUUGAGGCUUAUAUAAAAACUCAUAUGAAGAUGACGCCGUAUUUCAUGGGUUUGCUGACUGGUUAUAUUUUACAUCGCAUUCAGGUACAAAACUACGAAUUCUCGAACCUUCUAAAAACAUUUGGAUGGACAACGAGCAUCAUAUUAGGUACCGUUACCACCUUCUCCGUCAGCUUAUUCUACCAGGACUGGUACCAAUAUAGCACGAUAGAGGCUGCGGCCUAUAUCUCUUUGCAUAAGUUUGCUUGGAGCAUAGCAAAUGGUUGGUUGAUUAUUGCAUGCGCUACGGGUAAUGGAGGUAUACUGGGUAAAUUCUUAUCCUGGCGGUUUUUAGUGCCCAUAGCGAAGUUAACUUUCUGUGCCUAUUUGGUGAAUGGAAUAAUUGAACUGUACUAUGUUGGACAAUUAAGACAUCCAUUGCAUAUAACAUUCUUUACUAUAGCGGCCAAUGCAAUCUCGCAUUUGGUUUUGACGUUCUUCCUUGCGCUCAUACUGUGCGUUACCUUCGAGUCGCCACUGCACGGCAUCGAGAAAAUACUCCUCAGAAUGUUUGCUCGACCAGUGCUAAGCGACAAUGCAAACGCUCGGAAGACGGAUUCAGACGAAUUCUCACGAAACACUAGUCAAAGUAGGCUGGAUUCAUAACGGUAGUUUAAUUGUGAUAGAUUUGCCACAAAAUAACUGUUUUUUACCAAAAUAAUUUUUUUAUAUCGAUUCUAGUGAGGUACCUAUAUCUAUCGAUGAAUAUAAUUUUAACGACGUAAAGUAUUUUACUAUAUUAUAGAUUAUAAUAUAAUAUAGAUUGAAAUCUAUAAAGUAUAGACUUAGGGGGAAAAAAUAUUUUUGCAGUCUUACUAUAAAAUUCAAAUGAAAAUCUAAUGGAAUUUAUACGGACUCUCAAUGAUUUAAGAUUACAUAUUCUGAAUAUGUUAGUAAAAAAAUCAAAUUUUGAUGGUGUCGGGAAUCAAUUUGAUUGAAAAUACGGGCUACUAAGCACUCUCUCUUUUAGGGGCAGUAUUAUAGUUUAAAUUAGAUGCUCGUUAUAAACGCGACUGUGUCUGUGACUGUGUCGGCAUUAUAACGAACUUCAAAUAAUUUCGCUAAAGAAAUUGUAAAUAACGUUAGCAUAAAUUUUUGUACAAAUAUACCUAAGAUACUUUUUUAGAAUUUUAUACGUGCAGUUAAAAUAGUUUUUAUAAAAAUUAUAUAAUUUCAAGUUAAUUACUUUAAUAUUACGCGAUAAUCUGAUUUAAGUCUGUUUAGGAGGUUUAGGUCAUACAGGGUGUCCCACUGUUGGUAUACUAAGCUCAAAGGAGGUUAUAGUUUUGCAUACGCUAAGUACCUACGUUUUGCAGACGCAUUUUUUUUCAAAUAGAUGAAUUCUUAAAACUCUAUAUGUACACCCAUAACAUGCAACCCACCCAGCUUUGCUACCAGCUCGUGACCUAUCGUUUAAGAUUAUGUUUUCAUAGACAAAAUGCUCACAUUAGCGAAGCCGUAUAUGCCGGCUGCGCGAAGUUAGAGAAGAAAACAUGGAUUUUCAGGAAAAAAUUAGCAACAA